Molecule: messenger RNA, 1293 nt
Organism: Triticum dicoccoides
Lineage: Eukaryota; Viridiplantae; Streptophyta; Magnoliopsida; Poales; Poaceae
Product: carbonic anhydrase, chloroplastic
Exons: 9
Coding region: 224-988 (254 amino acids)
Biological process (GO): carbon utilization
Molecular function (GO): carbonate dehydratase activity; zinc ion binding
Source: RefSeq, a predicted model, not a curated record
ACGCAACCGUCGCGCCCCGUGCCCGCUCCUCCACCAUCGUCGCCAGCCUCGGCACCCCCGCGCCCUCCAACUCCUCCUCCUUCCGCCCCAAGCUCAUCAGGAACACCCCCGUCCAGGCCGCGCCCGUCGCACCCGCAUUGUAAUCCAUCCAUCCAUCCGGUCCGGGGGAGAGGAGAGAAAAACCAAAAGAGUAGAGUCGCGAACGCGAGCGCGAUAGUUGAAGAUGAGCGGCUGCCUGUGCCUCCCCUGCUGCUAUAAGAAGCCCUCCGCCCCCGGUGGGGAGAACACCCCAGCAGCAGCGGCAGCGAUAGAUUCUUCCUCCUCGUCACUCCUCCAGAAGCCUACCUACCAUCCACCACCUCCUCCACCCUCCAACAAGAUGGACGCCGCCGUGGAGCGCCUCAAGACCGGGUUCGAGAAGUUCAAGACCGAGGUCUACGACAAGAAGCCCGAUUUCUUCGAGCCCCUCAAGGCCGGCCAGGCGCCCAAGUACAUGGUGUUCGCGUGCGCCGACUCCCGUGUGUGCCCCUCGGUCACCCUGGGCCUGGAGCCCGGCGAGGCCUUCACCAUCCGCAACAUCGCCAACAUGGUCCCGUCCUACUGCAAGAACAAGUACGCUGGUGUUGGAUCGGCCAUCGAAUACGCCGUCUGUGCUCUCAAGGUUGAGGUCAUCGUGGUGAUUGGCCACAGCCGCUGCGGUGGAAUCAAGGCUCUCCUCUCACUCAAGGAUGGCGCAGACGACUCCUUCCACUUCGUCGAGGACUGGGUCAGGAUCGGCUUCCCGGCCAAGAAGAAGGUGCAGACUGAGUGCGCCUCAAUGCCUUUCGAUGACCAGUGCACCGUCCUCGAAAAGGAGGCCGUGAACGUGUCCCUCCAGAACCUCUUGACCUACCCGUUCGUCAAGGAGGGUGUGUCCAACGGAACCCUCAAGCUCGUUGGCGGCCACUACGACUUCGUCUCCGGCAAGUUCGAGACAUGGGAGCAGUAAAUCUUCCCCACCGGUUAACUCCUAUAUAUACAUGCGAAUACAAACGCGUACAUAUAUCAAGAUAUCGUCCGACCGUCCGACCGACCGAUGUGAAUCCAAUGCCAUGGAGUGCGUACUCGUUAUUUUCCAGUACUGGAUGCCGGGAUGGCCCGAUGUGAAUUCGCCAUAAGCAAUAGAACCUUUUUUCUUUUACCAUUUUCUGACGAGGAAUUGUACUACCAUGUGAUGCAUAAUUUGAUCGUCCUGUGAUCAAAAGACAUCAUAUAUAAGUUUAAUAAUAUUUUCAUGAACAGUUUACCCUUUUA